AAUAAUAAAAGUGUUAUUCUAACGUAGUACCAACAGGUUCUAAACCAAACAGUGUUUAUAGUGUUGCACGCCGCAUUACAAAAAUGACCUCGAAAUUUUUUUAUCUACACAUUCUAAUAAUUUUAACGCUCCUCCAAUUGAUUACUGCAAAUGAAGAUGAAAGUCCGAUAAAAUUGGAAGUGGCUCGCGGUUCGCGUACUUGCCGUCGUUGCGUCGGGAAACUGCAGUCUACAGGCCUUAUUAAACAGUUGAAGACCUUGAGAAUUAAUAGGCGUUGGGAAAAUGAAAAAGAAUUUCGCAAGGGUAUACGUUUUAAAUACUAUCGUGAUGGUGAAAAGGUUUACGAAAGCGCCAGCGAUGAUCCCAAAGCUUUGACCAAAUCUGGCUGUUCGCCUGAUGAUAAAUUUGCAUUUAUUUUGCAUGGUUGGCGGCAAAGCUGCGAAACGGAAUGGGUGCUCACCCUUAUUGAACGUCUCACGUAUCAUCGUGGCGGUUGCAUUGUGUGCAUAGACUAUGAAGUCUUCGCCAAGGACUCUUAUAUGUGGUUAUAUAGAAGCUUUCGACGCAUUUCCAAUAUAAUUACAAAACGAAUGUUGCUUCUAAUUAACGAAGGCUUCAAUCCCGAUAAUGGUUAUAUGUUCGGUUUUAGUUUCGGCGGACAGCUGGCAUCGGCAAUUGGACGUAGUUUGAGUGAACGAUAUCUCUUUCGCAGCAUUGAUACUUGUGACAUGGCUGGUCCCGGUUUCGAUGUCUUCAUUAACAUCGAUCAUCGUGAGGCUGCUCGUCACGUACAGUGCUUGCACUCUAGUCGCGAUAAGGGCACACAAAUCUACACUUGCCAUCAGAAUGUCAGAUUGGGUAGCUGUGGCCACUACCAACCAGCUGCCUCCAGUCAACCCUACUACAGCAGUCAUGGUUUAUGCGUACAAAUAUAUAUAAAUGCCUUCGAUUAUCCCUUCUAUGCGAUGCAAUAUGAACCAACAUGGUGUGCUUCAAAGCGGGCCGCCACAAAUAUACCGUACAAAUACACGAUUGGAUACAAUGAGACGCCUGAUUCUAAUAUUAGCGGUGAAAUUUUCGUGCCAACUAGCCUACAUUUCCCUUAUAAUUUUUCUGAGAAGGAGAUGCUAAUGUUGGGAUUUUUUGAUGAAAAUUCGGAAAUAUAAACCAAUAAUUCUUAAAUAAUCACUGGAAAAUGCGAAAUUUUCUGGCGGCACAGAAUGGAAUGAUGGAAUCCAAAUAACACCUUACAAUUGCCCACCAGCCAUGCAUACAGAUAAAUAUGCAUUUAAUACACAGAUAGUCAAACUGUCAGCGAAAGAUUUUUAACUGCACAUUUACUAAUAAAAUUACCCAUGCAUUUACAAAAAUAAAUAAAAACACUAAUUUGUAAUGAAAAUAAUUUUUUAAUAAAUGUAAUUUUAUAAAUUUAUUUAUUUAGUUUUUUUUGUUUAUAAAAACAAAAAAUAUUCACCAUCGC
Bactrocera tryoni is the source of this 1480-nucleotide messenger RNA. RefSeq lists its product as uncharacterized. Gene Ontology annotation, molecular function: lipase activity. Lineage: Eukaryota; Metazoa; Arthropoda; Insecta; Diptera; Tephritidae. The coding region runs from base 84 to 1166 and encodes 360 amino acids. The record is from RefSeq and is a predicted model, not a curated record. The transcript has 6 exons.